AAGGGGUGGGCCGCAAUGCUGAGCGACGGUGCUGGUGCGGUGGGCACCGAGGUCCGGGUGGAGGGCUCUUGAGGUGCUGCCGCAGCCCAGAGAUGGGGAGUGGAAGUAUGUAGCUCUUAACAGGUGUGAUCUUACUUUGUAGUCUGAGCCGGCUUUGAAUUCAUCAGGUAGCCUGGGUUGGUUUUAAACUCAAGCUCUUCCUGCUUCAGCCUCCUGAGUGUUGGGAUUAUAGGAAACUCCCUCUCAUCCCUUUGAAGUCCAUAUGGCUCUGUAUGAUGAAGAUCUCCUGAAAAAUCCUUUCUAUCUGGCCCUGCAGAAGUGGCGUCCAGACUUGUGCAACAAGGUGGCCCAAAUCCACGGCAUUAUCUUAGUGCCCUGCAAAGGAAGCCUGUCCAGCAGUGUUCAAUCUACCUGUCAGUUCGAGUCCUACAUUUUGAUACCCGUGGAAGGACAUUUUCAGACCUUAAAUGGAAAGGAUGUGUCAAUACAAGGAAACAGGAUUAAACUAGGAGCUGGUUUUGCCUGUCUUCUCUCGGUGCCCAUCCUCUUUGAAGAAACUUUCUACAAUGAGAAAGAAGAAAGUUUCAGCAUCUUGUGUAUAGCCCAUCCUUUGGAAAAGAGAGAAAGUGCAGAAGAACCUUCAGCCCCCUCAGAUCCCUUUUCCCUGAAAACCAUCGAAGAUGUGAGAGAAUUUUUGGGAAGACACUCUGAGAAAUUUGACAGGAGCAUCACCUCUUUCCACCGAACAUUCCGAGAAUGUGAAAGGAAGAGCCUCCGUCACCACAUAGACUCGGUGAAUGCCCUGUACACCAAAUGCCUCCAGCAGCUUUUGAGAGAUUCUCACCUGAAAGUGCUUGCAAAGCAGGAGGCCCAGAUGACCCUGAUGAAGCAGGCAGUAGAGAUGUACGUCCACCACCAUAUCUAUGAUCUCAUCUUUAAAUAUGUGGGGACCAUGGAGGCAAGCGAGGAUGCCGCCUUUAACAAAAUCACAAGAAGCCUUCAAGACCUCCAGCAGAAAGACAUUGGUGUGAAACCUGAGUUCAGCUUCAACAUCCCUCGUGCAAAGAGAGAGCUAGCUCAGCUGAACAAAUGCAGCUCGCCCCAGCAGAAGCUGCUCUGCUUGCGAAAGGUGGUUCAGCUUAUUACACAGUCUCCCAGCCAGCGAGUGAACUUGGAGACCAUGUGUACUGAUGAUCUUCUUUCAGUCCUGUUAUAUUUGCUGGUGAAAACAGAGAUCCCUAAUUGGAUGGCGAAUUUGAGUUACAUCAAGAACUUCAGAUUCAGCAGCUCAGCGAAAGAUGAACUGGGGUACUGCCUGACCUCAAUUGAGGCUGCGAUCGAAUAUAUUCGGCAAGGAAGCCUUUCCAUUAAGCCACCCGAGUCGGAGGGCUUUGAUGACAGACUGUUUCUUAAGCAGCGGAUGAGCCUACUGUCUCAGAUGACCUCAACUCCCAUUGACUGCCUAUUUAAGCACAUCGCAUCAGGUAACCAGAAGGAAGUGGAAAGACUUCUGAGCCAAGAAGAUGAAGACAAAGAUGCCGUCCAAAAGAUGUGCCACCCACUGUGCUUCUGUGACGACUGUGAAAAACUGGUCUCUGGGAGGUUGAAUGAUCCAUCCAUUGUCACUCCGUUCUCUAGAGAUGACAGGGGGCAUACGCCUCUGCAUGUGGCUGCUCUCUGUGGGCAGGCAUCCCUCAUUGACCUCCUGGUAUCCAAGGGUGCCGUGGUGAAUGCCACAGACUAUCACGGCUCCACUCCGCUCCACCUGGCGUGUCAGAGGGGAUACCAGAGUGUGACGCUGCUGCUGCUGCACUACAAGGCCAGUGCUGAGGUGCAGGACAACAAUGGUAACACCCCGCUGCACCUGGCCUGCACCUACGGGCACGAAGAUUGUGUGAAGGCUUUGGUCUACUAUGAUGUGCAGUCCUGCAGACUAGAUAUCGGCAAUGACAAAGGGGACACGCCUCUUCACAUCGCUGCGCGCUGGGGUUAUCAAGGCAUCAUAGAGACACUGCUGCAGAACGGGGCACCCACAGAGAUCCAGAACAGGCUGAAAGAGACGGCGCUCAAGUGUGCAUUGAACCCAAAGAUCCUGUCUAUAAUGGAAGCCCAUCGUCUGUCCUCUGAAAGGAGGCUGAAGUCUUCUGAGGUCCCUGCACUGUCCCCUCAACACUCUGUGAAUUCCAUUAGCCAGGGCUCCUCCACCUCUAGCUUCUCCUCCAUGUCAUCGAGCUCUAAACAAGAGGAGCCCAAGAAGGACUACAGAGAGGUAGAAAAACUUUUAAGAGCAGUUGCUGAUGGAGACCUGGAGAUGGUGCGGUACCUUUUGGAGUGGACAGAGGAGGACCUGGACGAAGCGGAGGAUGCUGUCAGUGCGGUGGAUCUUGAAUUUUGUCACCCCCUGUGCCAGUGUCCCAAAUGUGCUCCAGCUCAAAAGAAGCUGGCCAAGAUUCCUGCUAGUGGGCUCGGGGUGAAUGUGACCAACCAGGACGGCUCCUCUCCACUGCACGUUGCUGCUCUGCAUGGUCGGGCAGACCUCAUCCCCCUCCUAUUGAAACACGGUGCCAACCCGAGUGCCAGGAACACAAACCAAGCUGUGCCCCUCCACCUGGCUUGCCAGAAGGGCCACUUUCAGGUGGUGAAGUACCUACUGGAUUCUAAUACAAAACCCAAUAAGAAGGACAUAAGUGGAAACACGCCCCUCAUUUAUGCCUGCUCUGCUGGCCAUCACGAAGUUGCAGCGCUGCUGUUACAGCACGGGGCCUCCAUCAAUGCUUCUAACAAUAAGGGCAAUACGGCCCUGCACGAGGCUGUGAUAGGCAAGCACGUCUUCGUGGUGGAGCUGCUUCUGCUUCAUGGAGCAUCGGUGCAUGUCCUCAACAAGCGGCAGUGCACAGCUAUAGACUGCGCAGAACAGAAUUCAAAAAUACUGGAGUUACUUGAAGUUGUGCCAAGCUGCGUUGCCUCAUUAGAUGACGUUGCUGAGACAGACCAUAAGGAGUGUGUGACUGUUAAGAUCAGGAAAAAAUGGAACUCAAAAAUGUAUGAUCUACCAGAUGAGCCUUUUACAAGACAGUUUUAUUUUGUUCACUCAGUUGGUCAGUUUAACCAGAGAGGCAAAGAAUUACACAAAAACAGUCACCUGCCAGAGCAGAGCCGACUGCAGACAGCUGGUGAAGGAAGCAACGACCUGCCCAAGGAGAGGCCCGGACUGAAGCAGUUGGUUCCGGCUCCUGGGAACCGGCGAAUGGUCCGCAGGCACACCGUUGAUGUCGCGGUAGUACCCAAGGACCCAGAGACUGCUGGCAGCCUAACCACCUCCCAGGAGGCUAGUGUCUCCCAGCCUCAAGAGUAACAGGAUUGGUCAUAUUUACCACAAGUGAGCACACGAGAUGAUAACACUCAGCAUGAACACAGCUUAUACUUAAGUAUACUUUUAAAUAAUUGGCUUGAGACCAUCUUCAGAAGGUUCCCGAAAGCUUUUCUGUGGCUAAAAUAAUAAAUGCAACAAAAACUUUUCACCAUCUCUCUCCUUAAAGCUAAUAAAUACACUUGAAAUGGAAUGGACAAAAAUUCUGGUAAGUGUCCAGCUACUUCAUCUGAAGUGUGUUUCCAAGUAUCAGAAUUUACUGGCUACAGGUAGAGGUUUCACUGUCAGAUUCUGACCUCCUUCUACUGCAGGGUGCUAAACCUCUGUGAUAAAUUAGCAAACCCUGCGCCAAGAAAAUCCCCUCAUCUGAGAUAAGCCAUGGAGAAGCAACUUACAUUUCAUGGUACUAUGGAGGCCAAGCAGAAACGUCACAUCAAAACAAAGAAAUAAAUGGAACCUGAAAAAUGUUCCUUUGCGAAGCAACACCUGAACAAAAAGAUGUCUAAUGCCAUUCUGACGUUCAUCUUGGUGAGCACACGUAAGAGCUGUUCUAUACCAUGCAUACAGAGAAAGUGGGCUCUAGUUUUUCUUCUGACAGACAUCUGGCCACUGCAUGUAUGCAUCUGUAGCAGUGUUCCCAGAAACAUCUAUUCCGCUACGAACCGCCUUCCUUAAAGGCUGGGGAUGGGGCUCAGCAGCAAAGCACUUGCCUAGUAUGAGUGAGGCCCUGGCUUCAAUCCCCUGCACCACCAAAAAACUGAAAUAAAAUUUUAAGAAGAACCUCUUAAAGGCCACAUCUAAUGGAUGGUUACUAGAGAGUAGAUUUGGCACAUCUUUCCUUAAAUCUUUUGAUUCAGCUUCAAAACUUACAGCACAAACCAGGUCAAUGUUAUUUUAAGUUAGAAUUUAUUGCCACGUAUUACUUUUUUUAUAAAUUUCUAUAGAUUAUAUUGUUAUUUUUUUAUGUUACUGGCCUAAAGCUACAAACAUGAGUUUGUCCUCAGAAAAUUUUCAAGGAACUUUGUAAUGGGAAAGUGGUUUUGUGCACAUUCUUGGAAAUACUUGUGUAUGUAUAGAAGGGAGGGACUGGUUAUUUUUCUACAAAGUAAUUUAUGAUUUCUAAUUUUCUAAUGUGCCUUGGAUAUGUGCCAAACGAUGGAAAAGAAAUAGUAAACUUUAUGAUUCUUGA
Molecule: messenger RNA, 4559 nt
Organism: Cavia porcellus (domestic guinea pig)
Lineage: Eukaryota; Metazoa; Chordata; Mammalia; Rodentia; Caviidae
Gene: Ankrd27
Product: ankyrin repeat domain 27
Exons: 29
Coding region: 263-3355 (1030 amino acids)
Biological process (GO): early endosome to late endosome transport; neuron projection morphogenesis
Cellular component (GO): early endosome; tubular endosome; transport vesicle
Molecular function (GO): SNARE binding; guanyl-nucleotide exchange factor activity
Source: RefSeq, a predicted model, not a curated record